AUGUGAACAUGCUGUCGUGAUGGGUGAGGGGCGUUUACGUGCGACAGCUGGAUAUUAGUAGCUAUAUUUCAGCUCAGAAAUUAAACAAAAUGUAUUGUCAGCAGUAGGGUAAUAUUUCAUUAAGCGCAUUAUUUUACACUAUUUCUUUGGGCAGCAGGUACAACAUGGUUUGGACCAGCAGAAUCUGUUUCAGGAAGUAUGGCAACUUCGUGGACAACCUCCGUCUUUAUGUGAGAGGUGGCAGCGGAGGGAUGGGACUGCCUCGCCUGGGUGGCCAGGGGGGGAAGGGAGGGAGCAUCUGGGUGACAGCCAAAGAUGGUCUCACCCUGAAGAAAAUCAAGGACAAGUACCCUCACAGACGUUUUGUUGCUGGAACCGGAGCUAAUAGCAGUGUCCGUACCCUGAAGGGGGAGAACGGAGAGGAUGUAGAAAUCUUCGCUCCCGUCGGGAUCGUCGUCACCACAGAUAAAGGGGCGGUCAUAGGGGAGCUGAAUGCAGAGGGGGAGAAGGUCCUGGUGGCGAAGGGGGGCAUUGGCGGCGCCCACUACUCCGGUUUCCUCCCCAGCAAAGGCAAGGCUCGCCAAAUCCGCCUGGACCUGAAGCUCAUUGCAGACGUGGGCCUUGUGGGGUUUCCAAACGCUGGUAAAUCCUCAUUGCUAAGCACACUUUCCCAUGCAAAACCACAGAUAGCGAAUUACCCAUUCACAACCCUGAGACCUGAGAUUGGAAAAAUCAUGUAUGAUGACUACAGGCAGGUGUCGGUGGCUGACUUACCUGGCCUAAUUGAGGGUGCUCACAUGAACAAGGGCAUGGGACACAAAUUCCUCAAACAUGUGGAGAGAACCAAGCAGUUGAUGUUUGUGGUCGAUAUCUGCGGUUUUCAGCUAUCAAGCAAAACACCGUUCAGAUCAGCUUUUGAGACUGUACAGCUUUUAACCAAGGAGCUGGAGCUAUAUAAGGAAGAGCUACUCUCUAAGCCUGCCCUCCUGGUUGUGAAUAAAAUGGAUCUUCCAGAAGCUGAGAUGCUUCUUCAGGAGCUUCUUGAUCAACUUCAAAACCAAGAUGAUUAUAAGAGUUUGCUGCCCGAGGACCUGGUCCCGAAGAGCGGCCUGGGCUUCAGGCACGUGGUCCCGAUCUCCGCGGCGACGGGGCUGGGAGUGGAAGAGCUGAAGGCGUGCAUCCGCGGGUCGCUGGACGAGCAGGCCGCCGCACAGACGGAGGAGGAGCGCACGCGGCGGGUCCAGGAGCUGCGAGGGGCGCGUCCUCCCCCGACCGGCCGCCCCCUCCGCCCGAGGCCGCCCGCGUGAACCUGCGCUUCAGCGACGCGAACGCCCGCCAUCCAGCCCACAAUUGCGGGAGCAAUGCUAAACUGGCUCAUAUGUGACAGGGCCUUUCAGAUGAGACCUUACUCUGAGGGUCCUUACUGCCAUUGUUAAAGAUACCAUGUGACUUGUGGAAGAGAUCAGGGCGGGUCUCCUGCACAUCAUGGGGAAAUUCCCAACCUGCUGCACCGCUCUCAGUUUGGCCAUCUAAUUACCCCCCGAUUUAACUGACUCGACCUGAGCUGUGUUCUGCUGCAACAUGGCUGCCGUGAGUUAUCCAGGUGGAUGCCACACAUUGGGUGUGGUGGAGGUGAGUUUUCUCCCUUCACUGCAAUCAUGGGACAUUAAAUAAAUGCAGUCCCUUAUUAUCAUUGUCGGUCAUAGCAGUGGUCUAUUGCCUACAGAAAUGAAGCUUCCUAACAGUGCAGUUUGUUAAAUUGAAGAUGAGCUGGUAACUCCUUAGGCUGUGGUGUUUAGGCCUUUAGACUCUUGACCCAGGGGAAAACUAGCCCACACACCCCACAACAGACUGCUGCUGGA
This is a messenger RNA of Anguilla anguilla (European eel), 1862 nucleotides long. RefSeq names its product GTP-binding protein 10 (putative) (gene gtpbp10). Gene Ontology annotation, cellular component: mitochondrion. The record is from RefSeq and is a predicted model, not a curated record. NCBI's taxonomy places the organism in Eukaryota, Metazoa, Chordata, Actinopteri, Anguilliformes, Anguillidae. The coding region runs from base 165 to 1307 and encodes 380 amino acids. The transcript has 10 exons. Gene Ontology annotation, molecular function: GTP binding; GTPase activity; magnesium ion binding.